CUGGCGCCGCGCUGGUCCGGGUCGCUUCCGUCAUGGCCAGCCAGUCGCAGGGCAUCCAGCAGCUGCUGCAGGCCGAGAAGCGCGCCGCCGAGAAGGUGGCCGAGGCCCGCAAGCGAAAGAAUCGGCGACUGAAGCAGGCCAAGGAAGAAGCUCAGGCUGAGAUUGAACAGUAUCGGCUGCAAAGGGAGAAGGACUUCAAAGCAAAAGAAGCCGCGGCACUUGGCUCCCAUGGCAGUUCUACCACUGAGGUGGAACAGGGAACCCAGGAGAAGAUGACCCUUCUUCAGAAUAACUUCCAGAAGAAUCGGGAGGAAGUGCUGAACAGCUUGCUGAAUUUGGUCUUUGACAUCAAACCUGAAAUCCAUUCGAACUACCGCAUUAAUGGAUAAAAUGAAUGUUUUGUUCUUCAAGAAGUAUUAAGCAAUACUAGCUUUGGCUACACCCUUUUUAUAAAUGUCCAUAACUUAUUUCCAAGAGGUGUAGAUAAUCUGUCUCUCUCUGUGUUUUUUUUUUCUUUUUCUUUUUCAUAAAGGUAUCUUGUCUUGCCCUUUUGUAGCACUUUUGAAGUUUCUAUAUAGGCUGGCUCUGUGUCCCAAAAGUGCAUUAUAAUAUAGGAGUGUAGCAUAGAAGAUAUCGGAUAAAUUGUGCUGAGUAUUAAAGGAUCACUUUGGCCCCAAGAAGUGUUUGAAAGUCAGGAAAGAUAUGAAGUGCCACGCUACUUUCUGUAUCCCUCUUAAAUUGUAAACUCUAUGAAUUAGGUACUCUGAUUAAAAAAAAAAACAGAGUAAAGAAACAGGAAUUUUGUUUAUAGAGUUGUGGAUUGAAUAGUAUUCCGAUUGUUUCUGAACAUGUUUAAAUAAGUUUUAUUUAAGUAAUAACUGUACCUUGUAUAUUCUCCUGUUGAACUUGAACAGGCUGCUGCCUUUAAGGUGCUUGAAGAAAAGUAUAGAUCUGAUCUGAGUUGCAAAGAAAUUAAAACUUUUUUUUCCUCCUUUUCCCCUUGCUC
Molecule: messenger RNA, 1006 nt
Organism: Candoia aspera
Lineage: Eukaryota; Metazoa; Chordata; Lepidosauria; Squamata; Candoiidae
Gene: ATP6V1G1
Product: ATPase H+ transporting V1 subunit G1
Exons: 3
Coding region: 33-389 (118 amino acids)
Biological process (GO): proton transmembrane transport
Cellular component (GO): vacuolar proton-transporting V-type ATPase complex
Molecular function (GO): proton-transporting ATPase activity, rotational mechanism
Source: RefSeq, a predicted model, not a curated record